Closterium sp. Naga37s-1 is the source of this 861-nucleotide messenger RNA. The record is from the annotation of a GenBank genome assembly. NCBI's taxonomy places the organism in Eukaryota, Viridiplantae, Streptophyta, Zygnematophyceae, Desmidiales, Closteriaceae.
AUGCAAUCAUCAAGCAACAAGCAAUCACUUUCAUCCCCCUUUCCCCCUCCCCGUUUUCCCCUUCCCUUUCCACUCACCAUUCCUCUCCCCUUUCUCUUUCCUCCUCCCCUUUCUUCCUUUCUCUUUCCCGCUUCCCUUUCAUGCGCUUCACAUGCGCUUCACAUGCGCUUCACAUGCGCUUCACAUGCACCUCACAUGCGCUUCACAUGCGCCCCACAUGCGCCUCACAUGCGCUUCACAUGCGCUUCACAUGCGCCUCACAUGCGCCUCACAUGCGCCUCACGCGCGACUCGCUUCCUUGCACCGAAGCCCACCAAUCAGCACCCCUCUAUCCGUUCCUUCCCCUUCACCCUUCCCGCCACCCUUCCCCCCUUCAGGAGUCAGGCACGGAGCUCACAUGCGACUCACCUCCUUGCACCAAACCCCACCGUCCUGCACCUCAAUCUGUUCCCCUUCCCCCUUUCCCAUUCUCCCCACCUGCAGGAGUCAGGCACACAGCUGGCCAUGGGCCUCACAUGCGACUCGCCGCCCUGCAAUAAGCUCCGCAAGGGAGAGGUCGACACCGAGGUGGGUGGUGCAGAGUGCUGCUGUGAGUUUGCUGUGCUGUCAAGCUGUGGUGAAAAGCUAUGCUGUGCAUCGGAGGCAGCAGAUGGGGUGCGGCUGCUGCUCAUGGAGAUAGUUGAUAAUCAGCUCCCUGCUCACGGGGAUGUCUUGUCCCUGCCACCAGUGUCCCUGCCGCCAGUGUCCCUGCCGCCAGUGUCCCUGCCGCCUGUGUCCCUGCCGCCUGUGUCCCUGCCGGCUGUGUCCCUGCCGCCUGUGUCCCUGCCGCCUGUGUCCCUGCCGCCAGUGUCCCUUCGUUAG